ACACACACACACGCACUGUCUCUCCCUCCCCAGUAUAUAUAUAACAAACACAAUAUCUGACCUGAACCCAACACAAAUCAAAUCUCAAAAAACCAGUCCCACUUCAAGAUUUCUUUACAUUUCCACUCUCAAAGUAAUUCACCAAAACCUAAAAUAUGAGUUCAACAAGCAGAGCUUGGAUUGUGGCAACAAGUAUUGGAGUUGUAGAGGCUUUGAAAGAUCAAGGCGUUUGUAGAUGGAAUUCUGCUUUGAGAUCAAUUCAACAUCAUGCAAAGACCAAUAUCAGAUCUUAUUCACAAGCCCAGAAAAUCCCAAGUUCUCAUUAUUCAUCUGCAGUGGCUAAGAAGUUGAAAGAUGAGAAAUUGAAGCAAUCUGAGGAGUCUCUUAGAACAGUCAUGUAUUUGAGCUGUUGGGGUCCCAAUAAUUGA
Molecule: messenger RNA, 428 nt
Organism: Morus notabilis
Lineage: Eukaryota; Viridiplantae; Streptophyta; Magnoliopsida; Rosales; Moraceae
Exons: 1
Coding region: 156-428 (90 amino acids)
Source: RefSeq, a predicted model, not a curated record